This is a messenger RNA of Nicotiana attenuata, 1365 nucleotides long. RefSeq names its product SNAP25 homologous protein SNAP33. Bases 187 to 1104 code for a protein of 305 amino acids. The transcript is spliced from 5 exons. The record is from RefSeq and is a predicted model, not a curated record. Gene Ontology annotation, molecular function: SNAP receptor activity. Gene Ontology annotation, cellular component: SNARE complex; plasma membrane. NCBI's taxonomy places the organism in Eukaryota, Viridiplantae, Streptophyta, Magnoliopsida, Solanales, Solanaceae.
AACUUUCACUUUAAAUGUAGGUCAGCAGGAUGUUCAAGUGAAUGUUCUCGUUAUAGCUGAUUCUUGCUAACUAAUUUGGCUGUUAAUACAUGCUGUUAAUAGCUUUUGCCUGCUUUUUUCUCCAGGUACAUUCCUUAAUUAGUUGAACACUUCUACCGAAGCAAGUUUACCUGUUAGCCAUUGAAAAUGUUCGGGCUUAAGAAAUCACCCUUGCAUCUGAAUGCUAAAAACCACUCUGUGAAUCCUGGAUUCCAUGGUUAUUCUAGUUCAAAUCCUUUUGAUUCUGACAAUGAAUCUGACAGCAAGCUAACUAUAACACCUGCACGGAGAACUUCGUCAGAGCCUUCUCUAAUUACUCCACAUUUGAAUACAAACCCUUUUGAUGAUGAUGAUAUUAAAGGGACUCAUUCAUCUGCUUACUCCACGACUUCAACAGCAAGAAACAGAUACAAGAAUGACUUCCGGGACUCUGGAGGAUUUGAGAACCAAACAGUACAGGAGUUGGAAAACUAUGCUGUACACAAGGCUGAAGAGACAACAAAGACUGUUAACAGCUGCCUGAGGAUUGCAGAAGACAUGAGACAGGACGCAACAAAAACUUUGAUCACCUUACAUCAGCAAGGUGAACAAAUUACAAGAACCCACACAACUGCAGCUGACAUUGACCAUGACCUUAGCAGAGGUGAAAAACUCUUGGGCAGUCUAGGAGGCUUGUUUUCUAAGACUUGGAAGCCUAAGAAGACUCGCCCAAUUACAGGGCCAGUAAUUACUAGAGAUGAUCCAGUUCAAAGAAAGGGUAACCACCUGGAGCAGAGAGAGAAGUUGGGGUUGAGCUCUGGACCCAAGGGACGCGCCAGUUCACGGAUACCACCACCAGAACCUACAAACGCACUACAGCAAAUUGAGGUUGAGAAGGCAAAGCAAGAUGACGCAUUAUCAGAUCUCAGUAACCUGUUGGGAGAGCUCAAAGAUAUGGCUCUUGACAUGGGGUCUGAAAUUGGGAGGCAGAACAAAGCCCUGGAUCAUCUUCAAGAUGAUGUGGAUGAGCUCAAUUUCCGAGUUAAAGGUGCCAACCAGCGUGGCCGCCGCUUACUUGGAAAGUAACCAGCAUUUAUCUUUUGGAUCUCCUGUAUUAGCACGAGAUAUUAACAUGCUCUUUUCUUUUAGUUACAUUGUUAUUUCAACUCCUCUAGAGUCCUUCGCAAAUCUCUCAUCUUCCUUCUUUUUUCCUUCCUCUUUUCUUUUUCAUUAAUCCAAUUCCUUUAUCUGUUACUUCUGUAAGUUUUGUACACGGUUGACAUCAGAUCGAGUUAAUCAAUCAAUUUCCUGGUAAUCUGAAUACAGAUCAACAAAUUGCACUAACCA